AUGGGUCUGACAUUGAUUUUUGUUCAAUCGUUGCUGCUGGUCAGUGUCCUCAAAACUGUGUCAACAGCCUUGCCUCCCGGGGUUACCGCAUGCUCGUCGGCACACGACGUGGACACUUACGGCAAGUGCGUCCUGCAACAGCUCGAAGCCAUCAGACCAUUUUUGCCCAAGGGGAUCGCUUCCCUGAAACUGCCAGCCCUUGACCCUCUGUUGCUGCCGUCGUUGACGGUGGACAGAAGCCUCGAAGCUCUCAAAAUCAGGGCCAACAUGAGCCAGGUUCGCGUUUACGGCGCCUCCAGUUUUGUGAUUGACGAAAUCAAGGCCAACCCUAAGGACCUCACCGUCGAAUUGAAGGUCACCAUGCCCCACAUCCACGUCAAGGGCGAGUACGACGUCCAGGGAAGGUUACUGCUCCUGCCUCUGAACGGAAUUGGCAGUUUCAAGGGAAACUUUACUAAUACCAAGACUCAAGUCAUCGCCAACGGCAAAGAAGUUGCCGACAAGAAUGGCGUGCAGAGAAUCGAGAUGCACCAAAUCGCCCUGAAAAUACGCGUCGGUGGCGGUAACAUCAAGCUGAAGGCUCCUACGACGCACAAUUUGGCAGCCGACGCCGCCGAGGCAUUCUUCAACUCGAACCCUAGACUGGUGCUUGACAUUGCCAGUCCCAUAAUCGAAGACACCGCGGCUACCAUCAGCAGAGCCUUGGUAACCAGAGCUCUCAGUGCUCUGACCAAAGAAGAGAUACUGCCUUGA
This is a messenger RNA of Neodiprion fabricii, 753 nucleotides long. RefSeq names its product circadian clock-controlled protein daywake-like. The coding region runs from base 1 to 753 and encodes 250 amino acids. The record is from RefSeq and is a predicted model, not a curated record. NCBI's taxonomy places the organism in Eukaryota, Metazoa, Arthropoda, Insecta, Hymenoptera, Diprionidae. The transcript has 4 exons.